GUAAUCCACUCCAGCAGACCCUCUGCUCCUUUCCGUCACGUAGAUGUGUCCAUCUGCUCAAAUUUUGUUGUAGGGAAGGAAGAAGUGAUGAGGAUUUUCCAACGGUGCCACGCCAAAUACUCAGUGCACGAAGUCGGACAAUCGCUGAGUUUAUUAUGUUCAUUGUGGCUUUCGUUUUCGCCGAUUUGGCCAAAAUAAGCAAGUUCACCGACACACGACUCACGCCAAUGUCACUGUUUUUCAAUUUCUUCCGUAGGCCUACAAGUUUACCCGCGUGCGUAGUUGUGUGUUGCAUAAACAGUGACGUAGUUCCGCUCGUGUACCACUUUACCGUGGCCUUUUGUGCCUUCAAGUAGAUUUGAACGUAUGCAGUCGAUGAUACAAUUUUAGUGGAGGUUUUUCUGAUUUAUUUACCUGAAAUGGCGUCGGGUACACCAUGUUUAAGCAGAUGGGACCAACCCAAGUCCAAAGCUGCACCAUCAAGCACUGCUGCAGACUCCAGCAUGCCUCCUACACCUGGGAGUGCAGCCGGGGAGGAUGAGGCACCCCAGGGUGGGGUUGAGAUGGCUGCAGCUAUGGCUGCGAAGAUCAACGCAAUGCUUAUGGCUAAAGGGAAACUGAAACCGCUCGAACCUUUACCCAGUAAGACGGCUCCCGCCGCACCUGUCUCAAGUACCACAGAGGAGGUGGUGGUGACCGAAGUGGAUAUCAAUGAUGUGCCCAUAAACUGCAGAAAUCUGCUCACUAAAGGGAAAACUCAGGAAGAGAUUCGUCAGCACAGUGGAGCCGUGGUUUCAACAAAAGGCCUGUACAUGACCAACGCAGACAAGUCCACUGCUAAAGGGCAUAGACCUUUAUAUCUCCAUGUUCAAGGACGGAGUCAGGAGGAGGUCAACAAGGCUGUCCAGCGGAUAAAGGAGAUCAUCUCGGAGGAUCUGUUGCGUACGGCGGCGGCCUCGGGAGGCCAGCAGCGUCCAGUCAUGCCCAUGCUGCCUGUGUACCCGCAGCCCCCACGCCCUGCCGCCCCCCCACAGCUCCCCCGGCCCCAGAUGCCCCGGCAGCAGCACAACCACCACAACAACCAAAGGUCCUCCUCACAUCAUGGCGGACAUUCAGGGAAUUUCUGCCACACCAAGAUCUUUGUGGGCCUGGACCAGGCGCUGCCCUCGUUUAACGUGAACGAGAAGGUGGAAGGCCCGGGGGGCACAUAUCUGGGGCACAUCCAGACGGAGACUGGCGCACGCGUCUUCCUAAGGGGCAAAGGGUCCGGGUACAUCGAGCAGGCGUCACGGAGAGAGUCCUUCGAACCGCUCUAUGUCUACAUCAGCCACCCAAACCAGGUUGGAUUGGAAGCUGCUAAGAAGCUCACAGAGAGUCUACUGGAAACGGUCAGAGCGGAGCACACUAGAAUGGUGUCCAUUUACACAGCGACCGGAUCCACUCAACCAUACCCAGCACACGGAUACCCAGCUAAUAGCAAUUACAGUAGCCAGGGGUCCUGGUAUAACUACCCAGCAAAUGGGUUCCCGGGCUGCUAUUCUGCCUACCCAGGUGCCGCAGGUUACUGGGGUAGUGCAAAUGGUCAGCCCGGUCAUUCUAACCUGUCGACAACCCCUCAAUCUUCCCAGGCUAUGGUUCAGUAUCCUGUGUGUCCUAGGAAACCUCAUCCUUACCUAGUACAGGACCCAGCCACCAGCUCCAGCGAAGCCACCAGUAGCCCAUCAACCAGUCCACCAAGAACAGACAGCCCCAAGAGGCAGUUUGUUGAAGAGACCGAAACGGCAAAUGAGAAUGAGGCCGAAUCGAGCGGUGGUGGUGAUGAGAAGCAGGAGGACCAGUCAUCCCCUCCACCACCCCCACCAGGCUCCUCAGAUGGUGGCAAGACUGCUGAGAGGUUCUUGAUGCCCCCGCCUCCAAUGCCCCUGGCAUCUGCCCGGAAGAGACAGAGGGAAAGCCCACCACCCAAGGAGGAAGAGCAGCAGCCGCAGCAGCAGCAGCAGCCACCUCCAGCAACAGUGUCCCCUGUUGCAGGUCCGGUAGAGGCGGAGGUGAUUCCCAAGAAGGUCAAGCUGGUGGACGAUAGCACAGGGCUCGUGCCCUACGGAGGAGAGUCCUCCAGUGAGGAGGAUGAAAGGACGCGUAGUAGUAGUAAGGCGGCUAACUCCUAAACUCAGUACUACACCCCCCGAACUCCCCCAGACCCAACCUUACCCAACCCAACUCCCCCCGGACUCCUACCCCUGUCCCCUAACAAGGGCCUUGCUUACCACAGCAUCGCCUGGCCAAAGUUCAAGCACAUCCUAAAAGAAAACUUACCCGACCCACCCGUUCCUUAACCAUACGCUUACACAUGCAUACGUCCAUACAUUUGUGAGUCCAACAGGAAAAAGACUGCUACCUUUUUGCCAUUUAUGACAACUUUUUUUUUUUUUUUUUUUCCUGAAAAGGGUGAUUUUAACAAACACAUGCAGGAGGAGGACUGAAAGUGAAUGCCUGUGAUCUCUCUCCUGGUUUCUUAAUUGCUCGGCACCAGUAACUGAUGUAUGCUGUAAAUUUCAGUGAAAGACUUUUCUUCUUUGGAAAAAUGGUGCAAGUCUGUUCCCAUGGAAUACUGUAAUAAAAGUAUUUGAAUCAAUUUA
Molecule: messenger RNA, 2639 nt
Organism: Engraulis encrasicolus (European anchovy)
Lineage: Eukaryota; Metazoa; Chordata; Actinopteri; Clupeiformes; Engraulidae
Product: KH homology domain-containing protein 4-like
Cellular component (GO): nucleus
Molecular function (GO): RNA binding
Source: RefSeq, a predicted model, not a curated record